This is a messenger RNA of Astrephomene gubernaculifera, 2529 nucleotides long. The record is from the annotation of a GenBank genome assembly. NCBI's taxonomy places the organism in Eukaryota, Viridiplantae, Chlorophyta, Chlorophyceae, Chlamydomonadales, Astrephomenaceae.
GUCCGUGCGGCUACGCUAUUGGACCAGCCGCCCUAGUUUGGUGAUUGAACCCUACCUGGCCACAUCGAAAUGGCACCGGCUCUCCUACACCAGCAGGGCGCAGGUCGCGUCAGGGGCUUCACUUCAGCGCAUGCUAAGGGCUGCCGCGUGAAGGUCUCUGUUCCUGCCCGCGUGUCAGUCAUGGCCCAGGCGACUAGCGCCCCGGAUGCAUCGACAACGGAUAACACUAGGAAGCUGUGGGGAGGCCGCUUCACUGGUAAGACGGACCCGCUCAUGGAAAAGUUUAACGAGUCCCUGCCUUUCGACAAGCGCCUGUGGGCCGAAGAUAUUAAGGGCAGCCAGGCGUACGCCAAGGCUCUGGCCAAGGCGGGCAUCCUGACGCACGAGGAGGCCGCCACCAUUGUGGAGGGGCUGGGCAAGGUUGCGGAUGAGUGGGCCGCGGGCGCCUUCACCGUGAAGCCGGGCGACGAGGACAUCCACACCGCCAACGAGCGACGCCUCACGGAGCUGGUGGGGCCGGUGGGCGGCAAGCUGCACACCGGCAGGUCGCGGAACGACCAGGUUGCCACCGACUACCGGUUGUGGCUGGCGGGCCAGGUGGCGGUGAUGCGGGGGGAGCUGCAGGAGCUGAUCCGGGUGGCGGCGGACAGGUCGGAGGCGGAGGUGGAGGUGCUGAUGCCGGGUUUCACGCACCUUCAGAACGCCAUGACGGUGCGGUGGAGCCACUGGCUGAUGUGCCACUGCUCCGCCUGGCAGCGGGACGACAUGCGGCUGCGCGACCUCACGCCGCGGGUGGCAACACUGCCGCUGGGCUCGGGCGCCCUGGCCGGCAACCCCUUCCUGGUGGACCGCCAGUUCAUUGCGGCGGAGCUGGGCUUCAGUGGCGGGGUGUGCCCCAACUCCAUGGACGCGGUGUCCGACCGCGACUUUGUGAUCGAGACCAUCUUCGCGGCCAGCCUGCUGUGCACCCACCUGUCGCGCUGGGCUGAGGACCUCAUCAUCUACUCCUCCGGCCCCUUCGGCUACGUGCAGUGCAGCGACGCAUACGCCACCGGCUCCUCACUCAUGCCGCAGAAGAAGAACCCGGAUGCGCUGGAGCUCAUCAGGGGCAAGGGCGGCCGUGUUGCGGGCAACCUGAUGGGCGUGCUGGCGGUGCUCAAGGGCUGCCCCACCACCUACAACAAGGACUUCCAGGAGUGCUGGGAGCUGCUAUUCGACACGGUGGACACGGUGCACGACGUGGUGCGCAUCGCGACCGGGGUGCUCAGCACCAUCAAGAUCCGGCCGGAGAAGAUGCGCUCGGGCCUGUCCGCCGACAUGCUCGCCACCGACCUGGCCGAGUACCUGGUGCGCAAGGGAGUGCCCUUCCGCGAGACGCACCACCACAGCGGCGCGGCGGUCAAGAUGGCGGAGGACCGGGGGGUGACGCUGUUCGACCUGAGUGUGGACGACCUGAAGACCAUCCACCCGCUGUUCACGGAGGAUGUGGCGGCGGUGUGGGACUUCAACCGCAGUGCGGAGAUGCGAGACACCGAGGGCGGCACCAGCAAGCGCUCCGUGCUGCAGCAGGUGGAAAAGAUGAGGGCCUACCUGGCGGCGGAGCAGCAGGCGGCAAAGUAGGCGGGGGCAAAGUAGGCGGCUGAGUAGGACAGAGGGGGGGCGGGGGCUGUCUUAAAGAGGAAGAAGAACCAUGCGUUGAAUGAACCACGCGUUGGGAGGGAGGAGGAGCACUACAGAGCAAGUAGGGCAUGGGUGGGUUGCACCCGGAUUGAAGAGGAGGAAAGGGAAAAGGGUGUGUACGACACGAUAAGGCGGAGCAGCAGAGGAGGAAGGUGGUAGUGUGCUAGUGUCGAUAGGAUUAGUCAAGAGGGGUGUCUGCUGGAACGUGGAUGCCACCUGUGUGCCGACGAUGCGGCAGGAGGUCAGCAGCAGGAUGUGCCUGCGUACGGUGGCGCGUACGGCUGCCGUAUGUAUCGGAGCCAGGCAGUCGCUGAGCUCCUGUCGUACUACGUUUUGGGUUUUUGUGGGCAGCGGUAAGAGGGCUUCGUGAUCCCUGGGUGCCCCCUAUGGAGCGAGAGCAAACAGUAGGAAUGUCGUCCUGUUCUGCUGGGCUUAGCAGGUGUCAGCAGGCGUGUAACAGAGGGGCUGGUGGUUAGGCGGGCCAGGGUCGCAUCUUUUGUCGGGCAGGUGCGCAGCAGCUUAUCGCGGUGAAAUCCCGCGCAGUGGAUACCAGUAGCGCCCCCUCUCCCGGCUUGACAACAUAGCGUGCGAGGAGAGAUACGGACCCAUGCGCGCGUUGAUUAGGGUUCUUUCUGGGUCGGCUGCGGCAGGUAGGGCGGUGGAUGCCUCCUCCAACCGAGUUGGCUCUCAUGUGGACCAGACGUAGGGAGUGGCCGAAAAGAGUAAAUGUACCGGAUUGUAAUUACUGGUGGCGGGCGGGUUCUGUGUCGGAUCCGACCAACUGGUGCUGCUGUCGUAAAGAAGCGGUGGUAGAAACCGCUGGCAAGAUUGUAAUGCAACCUAAAUUUG